UGAAAAUGAACAGACUUGUUAUUACAAAUCUACAUUUACAAUGAAUCGGUUUAAUAUAUUCAAUAAAAUUGUUUUACAUAAUUCAAAAUUGAUUGGAUAUCCACAUUUAACUUUACCAAUAAUUGUGCAGUUUUUUCAAAGUGUUGCAGAGCAACCAAAGAAAGUCGAUAUUAUAGAAAAUUUAAGAAAGAAAUUCCAAUGCUCUACCACAAUUGCAGAGAAUAUUUACAAUGAAUUUCCAUCGUUACGUUCAGUUGACGCAAUUAAAAACGAUACUCUGGAAUUUCUCCGCUCAAAAGUAUCGCGGGAAUCGAUUAUUGAGAACCCAAGGCUGGCCACACUUGAUGCAAAUAACCUAGAAAAGAAGAUAAAUUUUCUACAUUCACUGGAUCCAAAACGAUUGGACGAUUUUUUCCCACUUUUGAAUAUGGAUGACGAUGAACUAAAUAAACUUAUCGCCCGAUUGGUUAUAGAAAGGGAUGAAAUCGAACAGAAAAAUCGAAUUUAUUACUUGAGCGAAAAGUUGAAGGUCGAACCAAAAGUGAUCUCUUCGUAUCGUGCCAAAUGUGGCUUCGAAAUAUUUCCCUCCUCAUUUCAAAAUUACAAGAAAAAAUUGGAAAUACUUCUGGACUAUGGCAUAAAUUUUGUUACCAACAAUAACAUUUAUGGCCUUUAUAUUCUUCGAUAUAAUGAUGACAUUUUUAUUCGCCGUUUCGAACGCAUGAUUUCAGUCAACCUUCCAAUCAAAAUUUCCUAUUUUGUUCUUGCCGAACCGGAUUUUAAUGAAUUGAUUGAAAAACAUAUUGUAGAGAACGGCAUAGAGAAAAAACCAAUCAAAAAUAUUAGCAGAAUGAAAAAGAGCAACGACGAUGAAAUUAAAAUUAUCGAUUCACUGAAAUACUUUUUACAAACGAAUGAGUGUGAGACAAUUGAACUUUACUACAAUUAUGUGAAUGAGAUCAAUAAAUUGGAGACCGUAAAAAGUAAUAUUGAGUAUUUGUCGUGGAUAAAAAUUGAUUUAGAAACAAUCAGACAAAAUGGAUUUCUGCUUAUAAUGCCAAUUGACGAAAUCAAGACAAAGAUUGACAUUUUGAAACAGAUGGAGCCAAAGAAUAUCAAUGAUUUCAUUCCACUUUUGAGUGUGCCGACAAGUGAAUUAAACAGUUACAAAUGUCAUCUUAAAACGCAUAAUACUAUCGCGAAAAAUCACCCGAUUUAUUAUUUUAGUGAGAAAUUGAAUAUGCCAGUCAGUGUGGUGGCUGCCCGUUUUGCUCAAAACUAUAUCGGAUUCGACCAAUGUGAGCUGGACCGAAAAUUGGAUGUUCUUAUGAAGCAUAACGUUGAUAAGGAUAGUAUUUUUAAUUAUAAAGAUACGUUUAAGUACAGUGCAGACAAAAUUGAUAAAAAAAUAUGCAAGCUCAAGAAUGAUGGACUUGAAAUAAUUUCAUCAUGGAUGAUCCCGAAAUGUAAUACCGCAAAACUGAAAAGGAUGACAUCGACCUAUGUGCGAGAAAAGAAAUUACUUGAAGGAUUUGAUGAUAACCUACAUUAUCUGGCGCAUCGUUUGAACUGGACGUCAGCCAACCUCAAAUUUGCUCAACAUAAAUAUUCCAAAUUGAAUAAAUCUUCUUUGUCCAAGAUUAAAGGACAUUUGGAUUACAUUUUGAAUGAGACGAAUUUCACGGCCAAUGAUAUUACAAAUAGUUUGUUUAUUUUAAAUAAGAGUUUAGAUGAGAUUAAGGCUCGAAUAAACGAAAUGACUGAAAUUGGAGCCCAGUCUGAUCUAAAGCUAUUCACCUUGGCAGCCAUAUAUUCGGGAAAAAAUAUUUAUUUAAAACGUAUCAAAAAUUAUUGCGACACUAAACUGCCAGGAGAUGCUGGAGAAAAGGCCUUUGCAGCAAUUGAAAUGCGCAUAAAACAGGACAAAUGAUUGAAAAUGAAGAAAACUGGUCACACACAAAAAUAAAGAUGGAAAUUGUUUUUUUAUAGAGA
Messenger RNA from Contarinia nasturtii (swede midge), 1992 nucleotides. RefSeq lists its product as uncharacterized. Gene Ontology annotation, biological process: regulation of DNA-templated transcription; termination of mitochondrial transcription. Gene Ontology annotation, molecular function: double-stranded DNA binding. The record is from RefSeq and is a predicted model, not a curated record. Bases 41 to 1930 code for a protein of 629 amino acids. The transcript is spliced from 8 exons. Lineage: Eukaryota; Metazoa; Arthropoda; Insecta; Diptera; Cecidomyiidae. Gene Ontology annotation, cellular component: mitochondrial matrix.